Loxodonta africana (African savanna elephant) is the source of this 16125-nucleotide messenger RNA. It is a transcript of the gene WDR45B, whose product is annotated as WD repeat domain 45B. The transcript is spliced from 10 exons. Gene Ontology annotation, molecular function: protein binding; phosphatidylinositol-3-phosphate binding; phosphatidylinositol-3,5-bisphosphate binding. The record is from RefSeq and is a predicted model, not a curated record. The coding region runs from base 84 to 1118 and encodes 344 amino acids. Gene Ontology annotation, cellular component: phagophore assembly site membrane; extrinsic component of membrane; cytosol. Gene Ontology annotation, biological process: autophagy of mitochondrion; protein localization to phagophore assembly site; protein lipidation. Lineage: Eukaryota; Metazoa; Chordata; Mammalia; Proboscidea; Elephantidae.
CCCCGGCGCCGGCCCGACCGGACCCGACCGCCGCCUCCAGAGCGGCAUGCGGCGCUGAGGAGCGGCUGACCGAGGGCGGCGCCAUGAACCUCCUCCCGUGCAACCCCCACGGCAACGGGCUGCUGUACGCCGGCUUCAACCAGGACCACGGAUGCUUUGCGUGUGGGAUGGAGAAUGGCUUCCGCGUCUACAACACCGAUCCCCUAAAGGAGAAGGAGAAACAAGAGUUUCUAGAAGGUGGAGUUGGCCAUGUUGAGAUGUUGUUUCGCUGCAACUACUUAGCUCUGGUUGGUGGUGGAAAAAAGCCGAAAUACCCUCCCAAUAAAGUGAUGAUCUGGGAUGACCUGAAGAAGAAGACUGUCAUCGAGAUAGAAUUCUCUACAGAAGUCAAAGCUGUCAAGUUGCGGCGAGACAGAAUUGUAGUGGUUUUGGACUCCAUGAUUAAGGUGUUCACAUUCACACACAACCCCCACCAGCUGCACGUCUUUGAGACCUGUUAUAACCCAAAAGGUCUGUGUGUCUUGUGCCCUAACAGCAACAACUCUCUCUUGGCCUUCCCGGGCACACACACGGGCCACGUGCAGCUCGUGGAUCUGGCCAGCACUGAGAAGCCGCCCGUCGACAUUCCUGCACAUGAGGGCGUCCUGAGUUGCAUCGCCCUCAACCUGCAGGGGACGCGAAUCGCAACCGCAUCUGAGAAGGGGACCCUUAUAAGAAUAUUUGAUACCUCAUCAGGGCACCUGAUCCAGGAGCUGCGGAGAGGCUCCCAGGCAGCAAACAUCUACUGCAUCAACUUCAACCAGGACGCGUCCCUCAUCUGCGUGUCCAGUGACCACGGCACGGUACACGUUUUUGCCGCUGAAGAUCCGAAAAGGAAUAAGCAGUCCAGUUUGGCAUCUGCCAGUUUCCUUCCGAAAUACUUCAGCUCCAAGUGGAGCUUCUCCAAAUUCCAGGUCCCCUCAGGCUCUCCGUGCAUUUGUGCCUUUGGAACAGAGCCCAGCGCCGUCAUCGCCAUCUGUGCCGACGGCAGCUACUACAAGUUCCUGUUCAACCCCAAGGGGGAGUGCAUCCGGGACGUGUACGCACAGUUCCUGGAGAUGACCGACGACAAGCUGUGAGCCGCGCAGCCUGGAUGCUUGCCCAGGCUGUCCCUUUGCUCCUGGGGCCAGCACACCACACAACAGUCAACGGUCUGGGGCUGCCGGGUGCCCCCAGCCUCGAAGCCAUAUGUGAUGGUCUGCUUUCCUGAGAAAGGAGUCACAUUUCCAGUAUUAAAGAACAGCGUGGCUGUCAGGCACAGUGACGCCCUGCGACAGUGACCAGCUCGUGCCUGCCACCUGCCACCUUUUAGUUCAGCUGUGAAGUUAGCUUAGCAGUUCACUGCAUCUCACACCCACGACGCCUCCACACGUGGGCGUCGAGGCUAAAGACAGGACGGACGCCCGGCAGCAGAUUCCAUUGGAUCGUUGUGUCUUAGGGAAGGUGAACAAACGUAAAUGUGAGUCCCACAGUAUAGCAGGAUUUAAGUAAUGAUACCAGCAGCAGCCUUAGAACAGGAGAAGGGCUCCUUCUCCUCAGCACGUGGAGCAGAGACCCGCUUUGUCAGACAGCACCACCUGGACGUGUCUCUGCUAUAAGUUCUCGUCAUGGUCUCCCCGUGUCUGUAGCCUUACCUGGCAUGUGCACACAUGUGCAUCCCAUGUCUGUGUGGACUGUUGGAAUUGAAGCAAAUACAGGCCCCCCGGAUGCCACUCCUCUCGCUGAGGGUGUGGUGGCCUCUUUUGAUCUCGAACAAAGUGAUGCAGACUUAGCCCUGGCUGUGGAGGAAAAUGCUGUGUGACAAGGAGCACGGGAAGGGGGCCAGCAGCAUAGCGCCUUGAGUCCCCGCCGGUCGGCAGUGGGCCUCCAUCAGACUGUCAGCUCUUCACUCUCUCACAGCAUCUUCCCCUGCAGCGUUUGUAAGGAUAGCUACACACUUACGUUCUGGGAAUGAAAGGCACAUACUGUUUUUUUAGCCUUUGGUAAAAGCAAAAUAGGUUAUGGGCUCUAUAUUCUUAGUACUAUUUGAGGUAUAUAUUUAAUUUUUCUCAAUACCCUUCAAAAAGACUUGAUUUUGUUUUUGAUUUCAGGUUGCAGACAUAAAAUCUGUAUAGCAGAAACUUCUCGGUUUGUCAGUUCUUUUCUGUCUUGUAAUCAGCUAAGUGGAUUUUGAUGUAAAGUAUGCAUGUUACUUUCACAUGUAUUUAAUCAUGAAAUUUAAUUUUGCACACUUAUUUUUAAUGUUUCUCUUAAAUAAAAGUGACUGAUUUUGUUGUACCUUUUAUCCAUAAAGGGAAGUAGAAUUUUGCAAAUGAAAUGAAAUUCUCCCCGUCGUGAGAAUCGGGAUUGGACUGUAGCUUCAGGAGCAGCCCCCCCCAUUCCUCAGGGACCGACUUGUGGCAGGUGAUACUGUGGCGGGAACAGUGUGAAAGCUGAGCCCCUUGCAUCUGCCACCCCCCUGUACGCGUGCAGACAUGUCAUGGGUGGCGCUAUGGUGGUGGUGGUUGUUAGGUGCCAUCGAGUCAGUUCCGACCACGUGUACAACAGAACGAAACACUGCCCAGUCCUGAGUCAUCCCAGCAAUUGUUGCCAUGCUUGAGCUCAUCGUUGCAGCCACUGUGUCAGUUCCUCUCAUCAAAGGUCUUCCUCUUUUCUCCUGACCUUGUCCUCUGCCAAGCGUGAUGUCCUUCUCCAGGGACUAAUCCCUCCUGACAACAUGUUCAAAGUAUGUAAGACGCAGCCUCGCCAUCCUUGCUUCUAAGGAGCAUCCUGGCUGUACUUUUUCUAAGACAGAUUUGUUCAUUCUUUUGGCAGUCCAUGGUAUAUUCAGUAUUUUUUGCCAACACCAUAAUUCAAAGGCGUCAAUUCUUCAGUCUUCCUUAUUCAUUGUCCAGCUUUCCCAUGCGUAUGAUGUGAUUGAAAAUAACAUGGCUUGGGUCAGGCGCACCUUAAGUCUUCAGGGUGACAUCUUUGCUCUUCAACACUUUGAAGAGGUCCUUUGCAGCAGAUUUACUCAAUGCAACGUGUCUUUUGAUUUCUUGACUGCUGCUUCCAUGGCUGUUGGUUGUGGAUCCAAGUAAAAUGAAAUCCUUGACAACUUCAGUCUUUUCUCUAUUUAUCAUGAUGUUGCUCAUUGGUCCAGUUGUGAGAAUUUUUGUUUUCUUUAUGUUUAGGUGCAAUCCAUACUGAAUGCUGUGGUCUUUGAUCUUCAUCAGUAAGUGAUUCAAGUCCUCUUCACUUUCAGCAAGCAAGGUUGUGUCAUUUGCGUAACGCAGGUUGUUAAUGAGUCUUCCUUCAAUCCUGAUACCCCAUUCUUCAUAUAGUCCAGUUUCUGGUAUUAUUUGCUCAGCAUACAAAUUGAAUAGGUAUGGUGAAAGAAUACAACCCUGACGCACACCUUUCUUGAUUUUAAACCAGUCAGUAUCCCCUUGUUCUGUCCAAACAACUGCCUCUUGAUCUAUGUAAAGGUUCCUCAUGAGCACAAUUAAGUAUUCUGGAAUUCCCAUUCUUUGAAAUGUUAUCCAUAAUUUGUUACGAUCCACACAGUCGAAUGCCUUUGCAUAGUCAAUAAAACACAGGUAAACAUCCUUCUGGUAUUCUCUGCUUUCAGCCCAGAUCCAUCUGACAUCAGCAAUGAUAUCCCUGGUUCCAGGUCCUCUUCUGAUACCGGCCUGAAUUUCUGGCAGUUCCCUGUCGAUAUACUGCUGCAGCCGCUUUUGAAUGAUCUUCAGCAAAAUUUUGCUUGCAUGUGAUAUUAAUGAUAUCCUUCUGUAAUUUCCACAUUCGGUUGGUUCACCUUUUUUGGGAAUAGGCAUAAAUAUGGAUCUCUUCCAGUCAGUUGGCCAGGAAGCUGUCUUCCAUAUUUAUUGGCAUAGACGAGUGAGCCCCUCCAGCGCUGCAUCUGUUGAAACAUCUCAAUGGAUAGUCCAGCAAUUCUUGGAGCCUUGUUUUUCGCUGAUGCCUUCAGAGCAGCUUGGACUUCUUCCUUCAGUACCAUCGGUUCCUGAUCAUAUGCCACCUCUUGAAAUGCUUGAGUAUCGGCUAAUUCUUUUUGGUAUAAUGACUCUGCGUAUUCCUUCCAUCUAUCUUUUUUUGAUGCUUCCUGCAUCAUUUGAUAUUUUCUCCAUGGAAUCCUUCACUAUUGCAACUCGAGGCUUGAAUUUUUUCUUCAGUUCUUUCAGCCUGAGAAACGCCGAGUGUGUUCUUCCCUUUUGGUUUUCCAUCUCCAGCUCUUUGCACAUGUCAUUAUAAUACUUUACUUUGUGUUCUCGAGAGGCCCUUUGAAAUCUUCUGUUCAGUUCUUUUACUUCAUCAAUUCUUUCUUUUGCUUUAGCUGCUCAAUGCUCAAGAGCAAGUUUCAGAGUCUCCUCUGACAUCCAUCUUGGUCUUUUUUUCCUUUCCUGUCUUUUCAGUGAUCUUUUGUUUUCUUUAUGGAUGAUGUCCUUGAUGUCAUUCCACAACUCAUUUGGUCUUUGGUCACUAGUGUUCAGUGCGUCAAAUCUAUUCUUCAGAUGGUCUCAAUUCAGGCGGGAUGUACUCAAGGUCAUAUUUUGGCUCUCGUGGACUUGUCUGUCAGUUUGUCUUACUGUGGGGGCUUGCGUGUUGCUGUGAUGCUGGAAGCUAUGUCACUAGUAUUCAGAUUCCAGCAGGGUCACCCAUGGAGGACAGGUUUCAGCUAAGCUUCCAGACUAAGACAGACUAGGAAGAAGGACCUGGCAGUCUACUUCUGAAAAGAAUUAGCCAGUGAAAACCUUAGGAAUAGCAGUGGAACACUGGUAGAUGAGCCCCCCAGGUUGGAAGAUGAGCCCCCCAGGUUGGAAGAUGAGCCCCUCCAGGUUGGAAGGCACUCAAAAGAUGACUAGGGAAGAGCUGCCCCCUCAAAGUAGAGUUGGCCUUAAUGAUGGGGAUGGCGCUGUGGUGGGAACAGUGAAAGCUGAGGCUCUGUGCCCGGGACAGCCUCAUGGCUGCUGAGCACUUCUGGAAAACAGAAAACAUGAGUAGAACCCUCAUGUGGCCUUGGGAGAAGUGCAGCUCCCACUUGAGGAGCAGAGGUGAAAGAACAGUGUUUGUUAACUGAAUUCAUUCAUCUGCAUUAGCCAUCAUGCAGGCAGAUGGCCCCAAAGGCACGUGGGGCAUCGGCCUGGUGCGAUACACGGUGUGUCUGAGCCCAAGUGCUCUAGUGAAGCCUUCUCUCUGUCUCAGCUAAUUUUGUCCAAUGCCUCAGGUCUGACUUACAUCAUUGAUGUGAUUGUUGGUUCAUGUUCUCUCUAGAUAUAAUUCCUCUCAUGUAUCCAAGUGUCCACUAGACUGGGGGACAGCUUCUCAAAGGGAGAGUGGUCUUCUCACAGCGAGAGCUUUCUCUGGAAAGUGGGGCGGUUUAGCAGGGACCAACUCAUGAGAAGUGUUAAGCGUUUUAAGUAACAAGCUGUGAGCCAAUGCCAGGUGACACUCGUCCCCUCAGGACACCAGGUCUGCGCCCCAGCUCUGCCGUGCAGGACGACCUGGCUCCUCCAUGAGGUGACAGGAUGACAGGGCCCGUGAAGAUGCUCGCCACUGAGCAGUGCGUCCUGACUGGGAAGUUUUGCUAGGAGCCACUGAAGAGCUCUGCUUCCUGCUGCGCCUACUCCUGGCUGGGGUGUGUGCUUUGUCGACCAGACUGUCAGCCCUGUUGCAGCAAGAGGGCUCUGGCUUUUCCCGUGCAGGAUGGUGAGCUCACGCCACGGAGUGUGAUCUGAGAAGUGACCGGAAGAAGGCUGAGUCGGCAAGGUGGAUGGACUGAGGAGGCGCCCGUGGUGUCACCAAGGCUUCCGCUCGAGUCUGUCUGAGGAAGAGCAAGAUGUUGCAGAACACAACAGGGUGAUGCUUCCUGUGGGCUCACUUUGGUUUCAGCCAUUCACAAUUUGAGUGAAAGCCUUGUGUGGAGCAAGCACCACGGCUGUCCUGUGCUUCCUUUCUCUGAACCUGGCUGAGUCCUUGUCUGCUGGGUCCAUCACGGUUUGUCAGAGGCAGGCAGACGUGAAGGCUCUCUUUCCAGGGGUUUCUGCAGAAGCCCCUGCUUGCUGGCCAUGUUGGAAAGUGCAAAUGGUUGAUUUUCCCACCAAGUACCAACUGCAAUGUGUGAAAUUACUGCCUCAAACAGUUGUUCUCUGAAGAAAUCUGUUUAUCAGGUGUUCUAUUUCUGUGACUUCUCCAGGCAUGUGGGUGUGAAAGCUUGUCCAUUUCUCCUUGGCCUUGUUUGUCAUCAACCCUUCCUCUCCCAGCUUCCACACCUGUCCCCCAAGCCACCGGCCACCAAGUCUUCUCAGAAGCACUGCUUUCUUGGAGCCACAUCCAUGUUCAGAAGUGUUAGCUCACCACUGCCUAAAGCAUAAAGACAGAGCACCAGCCUCCGUGACCUGGCCCACCUGUGCUUUGGUGGCAUUCCUGUGGGAAGCUUCAGCCCCAGCUUGGCCUGGAGUUUAGCUGUUGGUGCUGCUAUCUGCAGCCUUGUACGGCCAGAGGCUUUUAUGUCUGCGUGCUUUCGGCAACUGGACACCUUCUAUGGAAUACACUAUUUCCCAUAUCUUGGUUCCUGACCCUUCAGUAUUUUCCAUUAUAGGCAUUGGAUUAAUUGCAACACCUUUAGAACUUGGGUUUUGCAAAAAUUUUGUUCCUCAAAAUGGAUCAGAAAACAAAAUACAACAUUUGUUUUAAAAUCUAAAUAUGUAUAUAGAAACUGUUUGUUUGUCGAAAGCAAAAUUCCCUUAUGUUGCCUUCUUCAGAGAAAAGCGUCACAGGACGGCCCUGCGCCUCCUUGGCGUGAACUUACCAUCGCCAGCAGCGUCACACAGAUGCUGCCGUUAAACCUUUUAAAGCAGAAACGUGUCAGCUGCUGUAGUUACUAUACGGGUGGGCACUUGUGUUUUUUGCUGUUAACAGUUUGGAAAUGAAGAGCCUUGUGCAUACGUGCUUACACACUUGUCCACCUGUUAGGAAAAUAGAACUGAAAUUGCACAAAGGGUUCACAGGCCUAAGAUUUGAUCUACAUUUGUCCCGCCAAUGCUGAACACUAUGAAAUGGGCCAAUCUCUCAUACCUUAAUAGGACCAAACUCUGUGCAUGAUUCAUCUUUUUAAUCUUCAGUGGGGGGAAAAUAUCCAUUUGCUCGCUUCUUGCAAUUAUUUUGUAAAUUGACUUUUCAUGUCUUUGUCUUUCCGUUCGUGUAUUUUGUUUGUAGGAACUUAUUUAUAUAAUAAGUCUUUGGUACUUUUUUUAUUUUUUUGAGGUUUUAUUUAGUUGUUUGCAGAUCUUCAAUUUUUAUGUAGCCAAAUCUAUCAACCUUUUUUAUGGUUGGUUUCCGGUAUUCAUGAUUCAUAAAGUAUUUUUCCUCAGGUGCUGGUUCAUGGGUAUUGUUCUCAAAGUUGACUAACUGAAAGUAACGUCAAAGCAUAUAGUGAGGUGGGGGCCUCGUUUUCCUCCCACACACCGAGAUGUUUAGGCGUUACUCAGACGUGGGGUGAACACACUCCAGAUUUGUCCAUUACUGCCCUGACUUAGGUCACUGCCCUGAUGUCUAGACGUCCAGGGAGCAUUUCAACACUCAGUAGCUGGUUUAGGUAAUGAAUUAUAUGGUUACCCUAUUUUAGUGCCAUUUAGUGUUCUGCUAAUAUUGCCUAUUCUGUUUUUUUUUUGCUAAAUAAUAUUUUAUUGUGUUUUAGCUGAAAGUUUACACAGCAAAUUAGGUUCCCAUUUAACAAUUUUUAUACAGAUUGCUCUGUGCAUUUGGUUAUAGUUUUCAUAAUGUGUCAGCAUUCUCGUUAUUUCCUUUCUGUUUGUUCUGUUUCCAUUGAUCUAGCUUCCCUUUUCCCCCUCGCCUUCUCAUCUUUGCUUUCGGGUAAAUGUUGACCGUUUGGUCUCAUAUAGUUGAUUGUUUAAGGGAGCACAUUACUCAUGGGCGAUAUUGUUUCUUUUAUAAGCCAGUCUAUUAUUUGGCUGAAAGGUGACUCCAAAAGUAGUUCCGGUUCCAAGUUCAAAGGGUAUCUCACGGUGGUAGUCUCAGGGGUUCCUCUAGUUAUCAGUCUAGUAGGUCUGGCCUUUUUUUAGGAAUUUGAAUUUUGUUCUACAUUUUUCUCCCAGUCUGUCUGGGACCUUCUGUUGUGUCCCUAGUCAGAACUGUUGGUAUUGGUAGCCGGGCAUCAUCUAGUUUUCCUGGUCUCAGGUUAGAAUAGAAGAGGCUGUGGUUUGUGUGGGCUGUUAGUCCUAUGGACAAGUUUAUUCUUUGAGCCUUUGAUUUUCUUCAUUCUCUUUUGCUCCGUCUGAGUAGAGACCAGUAGAUAUAUUUUAGAUGGCCACUCACAAGCUUUUAAGACCCCAGAUUCUACUCACCGACCUUGGAUGUAGGACAUGAUGAACUAUGUUAUGCCAAUUGACUGAGUUGUCCCCUGAGGCUGUGGUCCUAAGCCUUUUAAAACUCAGUAAACCAGUCCCACAAGUUGUAACUUGUAAUUGUGCUGUAACUGUGCCCCCUGUGUACUUUGUUUUAUAUGUGGAUAUAUAUGCAGCUCACACAUGCCUGCAGAUACACCUAUACCUGCAUAUGCAUUUACUUGCAUUUGCCUUCCUGUAUGCAUAUGUUGCUGUUGUUAGGUGCCGUCCAGUCGAUUCCUACUCAGCGACCCUAUGCACACCAGAACGAAACACUUCCUGCUCCUGCACCAACCUCACAGUCGUUGGUAUGCUUCAGCCCAUUGUUGAAGCCACUGUGUCAGUCCAUAUUGUUGAGGGUCUUCCUCUUUUUCACCAACUCUUCAUUUCAGCAAGCAUGAUGUCCUCCAGGGACUGAUCCCUUCUGACGACAUGUCCAAAGUAUGUGAGACAUAGUCUCGCCAUCCUUGCUUCUAAGGAGCGUUCUGGUUGUACUAAUUCCAGGACAGAUUUGUUUGUUCUAUUGGCAGUCCAUGGUAUAUUCGAUAUUCUUUGUCAACACCACAGUUAAAAGGCAUCAGUUCUUCAGUCUUCCUUAUUGAUUGCCCAGCUUUCACGUGCACAGGAGGCAAUUGAAAACACCACGGCUUGGGUCAGGCGCACCUUAGUCUUUAAGGUGACAUCUUUGUUUCUCAGCACUUUAAAGAGGUCACUUGCAGCAGAUUUGACCAAGGCGAUUUGUCUUUGGAUUUCUUGACUGCUGCUUCCAUGGCUGUUGAUUGUGGAUCCAAGUAAAAUGAAAUCCUUGACAACUUCAGUCCUUUCUCCGUUUAUCAUGAUGUAGCUUAUUGGUCCAGUUGUGAGGAUUUUUGUUUUCUUUAUGUUGAGGUGUAAUCCAUACUGAAGGCUGUCAUCUUUGAUCUUCAUCAGUAAGUGAUUCAAGUCCUCUUCACUUUCGGCAAGCAAGGUUGUGUCAUCUGCAUAACGCAGGUCGUUAGUCUUUCUCCAGUCCUGAGGCCCCGUUCUUCAUGUAGACCAGCUUCUCGGAUCAUUUGCUCAGCAUACAGAUUGAAUAGGUAUGGUGAAAGGACGCAACCCUGACACACACACCUUUCCUGACUUUAAACCACGCAGUAUCCCUCUGUUCUAAUGACUGCCUCUUGAUCUGUGUACAGGUUCCUCGUGAGCACAAUUCAGUGUUGUGAAAUUCCCAUUCUUCGAGAUGUUACCCAUAAUUUGUUAUGAUCCACACAGUCAAAUGAGUUUGCAUAGUCAGUAAAACACAAGUAAACAUCUUUCUGGUAUUCUCUGCUUUCAGCAAGGAUCCAUCUGACAUCAGCAAUGAUAUUUCUCGUUUCACGUCCUCUUCUGUAGCUGGCUUGAAUUCCUGUCAGUUCCUUGUUGCGAUACUGCUGCAGCUGCUUUUGAAUGAUCUUCAGCAAAAUCUUGGUUUGUGUGUGAUAUUAAUGAUAUUGUUUGAUAAUUUCUGCAUUCUGUUGGAUCACUUUUCUUGGGAAUAGGCAUAAAUAUGGAUCACUUCCAAUUGCUUGGCCAGGUAGCUGUCUUCUUAAGUUCUUGGCAUAGGUGAGUGAGCACUUCCAGCAGUGCAUCUGUUUGUUGAAACAUCUCAGCUGGCAUUCUGUCAAUUCCUGGAGCCUUGUUUUUCGCCAGUGCCUUCAGUGCAGCCCAGACUUCUUCCUUCAGUACGAUGGGUUCUUGAUCAUAUGCUACCUCCUGAAAUGGUUGAGCGUCGACCAAUUCUUUUUGGUAUAGUGACUGAGUAUUCCUUCCAUCUUUUGAUGCUUCCUGCAUCGUUUAAUAUUUUCCCUGUAGAAUCCUUAAUUAGUGCAGCUUGAGGCUUGAAUUUUUUCUUCAGGUCUUUCAGCUUGAGAAGUGCAGAGCGUGUUCUUCCCUUUUGGUUUUCUAACUCCAGGUCUUUGCAUGUCAUUAUAAUACUUUGUCUUCUAGAGCUGCCCUUUGAAAUCUUCUCUUCAGCUCUUUUACUUCAUCAUUUCUUCCUUUUGCUUCACUGUACGUUCAAGAGCAAGUUUCAGAUCUCUUCAGACAUCCAUUUUGAUCUUUUCUUUCUUUCCUGUCUUUUUAAUGACCUCUUGCUUUCUUCACGUAUGAUGUCAUUCCACAACUCAUCUGGUCUUUGGUCAUAAGUGUUCAGUGCAUCAAAAUCUAUUCUUGAGAUGGUCUCUAAAUUCAGGUGGGAUAUAUUCAAGGUCGUACUUUGACUCUUGUGGACUUGUUCUAAUUUUCUUCAGUUUCAGCUUGAAUUUACAUGUGAGUAAUUGAUGGUCUGCUCCACAGUCGGCCCUUGGCUUUGUUCUGCUUAGUGAUAUUGAGCUUUUCCAUCAUCUCUUUCCAUAGAUGUAGUCAGUUUGAUUCCUGGUGAGGUCCACAUGUGUAGUUGCCGUUUAUGUUUUUGAAAAAAGUUAUUUGCAAUGAAGAAGUUGUUGGUCUUGCCAAAUUCUGUUGUGAUCUCCGGCACUGUUUGUAUCACCGAGGCCAUAUUUUCCAACUACUGAUCCUUCUUUGUUUCCAACUCUUGCAUUGCAAUCACCAGUAGUUAUCAGUGCAUCCUGAAUGCAUGUUCAAUCAAUUUCAAACUGCAGAAGUUGGUAAAAAUCUUCAGUUCCUUCAUUGUUGACCUUAGUGGUUGGUGCAUAAAUUUGAACAAUAGUCAUAUUAACUGAUCUUCCUUGUAGGCAUAUGGAUAUUAUGCUAUCACUGACAGCAUUGUACUUCAGGACAGAUCUGGAAAUGUUCUUUUUGACGAUGAAUGCAAUGCCAUUCCUCUUCAAGUUGUCAUUCCCAGCGUAGUAGACCAUAUGAUUGUCCAAUUCAGAAUGGCCAAUAACAGUACAUUUCAGCUCACUAAUGCCUAGGGUAUUGAUGUUUACGCAUUCCAUCUCAUUUUUGACCAUUUCCAGUAUUCCUAGCCUUAUACUUCGUACAUUCUCGGUUCCGAUCAUUAAUGGAUGUUCGCAGCUGUUUCUUCUCAUUUGAGUUGUGCCACAUCAGCAAAUGAAGGUCCCGAAAGCUUUACUGUAGUUCUGUCAAAUACUAAGAGAAAUGUUUAAAUCUGGGCUGCCUUUUUAGUGUCUUUUUGCUUUUUAAAAUCCAGUUUGAAAGAUUCUUCUUUUAAUUGGAUUGUUUGGUCCGCCUGUUUUUAUUGUAAUAAUUGACGCGGCUGUGUCUAGGCCCCUCGUGCUCUUCUCUCCCUGUUUAUCCUGCCUUUUGGUCUUCUGUCGUUUCUUUCCUGCUGCUUUUGGGUUAACUGAGUUUUUGGUGUGUGUGUGUGUGAAGUAUUUCAUCCUAAUAUCUGUUUUCUUUUUACCUAUACUUCCUUGCAUUUUUUUGUAGUGGUUGUACUAGAGGUUACAGUAAACAUCCUUAACUUUUCAGAAAUUACUUAGUAUUACACUAACUUCAUGUAAAAUAUAAAGCAGUUGUACACAUUAGUUCCUCUUACCACCUUGUCUUUAUAAUUGCCUUACGUAUUGAACAUGCAGACAUUGAAAACCCCGUAAGCAAUUGUGUUAAACAGUCAUAUAGAUUUUAAAGAAGUUGAGAAGAAAAAAUAAUGGUUUACAUUUCUCAAAGUGCCAUUUCUUCGACUUCUGCAUUCUUUCCUAAAGAUCUGAUUUGCCAUCUGGUAUUUCAGCAUUUCUUGUAGUGCAAAUCUAUAGGUGAAGAAUUCUCUGUUUGUUUUUUUAAUUUUAAGAUUUUAUUUUGCGUUUGUUGUUGAAAUACAUUUUGGCUAGAUAUAAAUUUGUGUGUUGACAGGUUUUUUUUCUUUCAGUCCUUUGAGCAUAUCAUUCCACUGUCUUUUGACCUGCAUUUCUGAUAAGAAACUGUCAUUUGUAUUGUUCUCUGUUUUGUAAUGUCAUUUUUUCCUCUAGCUACUUGAAUUUUUUCUUUUUAUUUCUUGAUUUCAGCAGUUUGAUUAUGAUGUCUACAUGUGGUUUUAUCAUAUAUGGGUGUUGCUGAGUUCUUGAAUCUGUAAAUUUAUAGCUUUCAUCAAACCUGUCAAAAUUUUAAUGAUUAUUUCAUCAACUAAUUUUUUAGCCAUUGUCUCUCUCCCUUUUGGAAUUGAAGUACAUAUAUGUACCACCUUUUAUAUUGUCCACUGGUCGAUAUGAGGCUGUUUAUAUAUUUUUUAAAUGUUUGCCCCUCUGUGUUUUCAAAUAGGAUAGUUCUUAUCCAUCAUUGACUAUCACUAUUGAUGACCUGUGAGUCACUGACUGCACAGAUUCACUGUCACGUCCAUUCUGCUUUAAAGCCCAUACCAUGCGUUCUGAAUUUCAGAUAGCUUGUCAGUUUUAAUACUGAUUUCUAAUUCUUGGGUAAAGUUUUUUAUUUGCUCAUUCGUUAUGAGCAUUUUUAAUUUACAUCCUUGUGUAUUUAUAGUAAGUGUUAAAAUUCUUGUCUGCUAAUUGCAGCAUUGGGUCUUCUCAGGGUACAUCUCCAUUUAUUUUAUUUUAUUCAAAGUAUGGUUCCCAUUUACUUGUCUAGUAUGUCUGGUAAUUUUGAAUUAUAUCCUGGACAUUGCAAAUGGUACAUUGUAGAGAUUAUGGAUUAUGUAACGUUCCUUUAAAGACUAGAUUUUUGUUGUUUUAACAGGCAAUUAACCAGGCAGAACUAAAAAUACACAUUCAGUCUCCCCUGUGGUGGGAACCGGCAUGGCCAGGCCUCACUUCAGCAAACAGGGCAGUUAAGGCACAAAAUUUAAGAGGCACUUUUUCUCAGGUUGGUGACACUGGAAAUGAGCCUUUAAUAUUGUCAGGUGUUUUUAUUCUGCAUCUGUUGAGACGACCAUGUUUACCUUUUACUCAGUGUGAUGAAUCACGUCGAUUUCUGAAUGUUGAACCAACUUUGCAAUCCUGAUGUAAACUUCACUUGUUCAUAGUAUGUUGUCUUCCUUAUAUAUUGCUGAAUUUGUCAUGCUGAUAUUUGAGGAUUCUUGUGUGUAUGUUUGUGAGGGAUACUGAUCUGUAGGUUUCUUAUAACAUCCCUGUCACAUUUUGCUAUCACUGAUUUCAGAUUAGUGAUUUUGUGGUUUUGGUAUUAAAGACCACUUGCCCUGUGUAACAUCCACUAUAGGCAUAGCAUCCAUGGACAUUCAGUGGAUGUUAAAAUCCUGAGGGACUAAGGUACACCUAGUGAAAGGUUUUUUUUUUUAAUAGCUCUGCCCAAGAGAAACUUCAUGUUCUGUAGAGAACAUGAAUUUUCACUGACCACCAGCCACACAAAAUUGUGUCAUCUGUAUAAAGUCAUUAUGGUGAGUUUGACUCUUCGGAGGCGUCUGAGCUAAUAAUGAGGACAAUUAUCUCACAGGCAGGGGUAGACAAUGACCAUCAAAGGUUUGGGAGAUACUAGUUUUUAUGGAAGCAGCAUCUUGGUGACCUUCAAAGCAGAUGUGUGAUUCCCGUAAAACCGCAUUCCUUUACCUCAGUUUCAACACCCUCAGAAGGAUGUCUAACAUUUCCAGCUGUCAGCCUUUGUGAGGACAAGGGGUCUAUUUAAAUGCCUGUUGGACAUGACCAUGAGACUGGUUUGUUUAUCAAGAGACGGGAGUUUAUUACCAGUCAGCCAGUGGAGACCAAGGCCAUCUUAUUCUGCAAACAAUGAGUUACUAAUUACACUAUCACAUUAAUUUAAACACAAGAAUGUACAAGGUUUCUGUACCCAAAAUUGAUACCCAGAACAAGUUACUAAUCCUAAGAAAGAACUGCACAGUGUUACACAAUUAGAAAACUUCGUGUUAAAUACUCCACUGUUUUUUCCUCAGUGCAUGGGUCCCAGAGGACACUACUCAAAGCUUUGUGAAAAUAGCCCUCAAGGGAGGCAUAUAAGAUUGUCAGGCACCUGGAGGCCAAAACCACCCAGUGCCCAGUGGCUUCACAGAAGCAGCUUCAUCAGGCAUUUAUCCCUUUAUCUGCUCUGGAGAAGGUAUUCUUGCCAGGACUGGUAGUGUCCUUGUUUUUAUUUUUUAAUGGGAAGGGUUAGGGUGGGGUGAGGAGGCAGCUUCAAAGAAAAUGCAAGUAAGCUAGAGUUUGAAUAUAAUUCUGUCCUUGGUAUCCAUAGACCAAUGUCCUUCUGGAUAUAAGGCCGGAGGUGGAUUUCAUAUAAUAUGAAAUUCUGCUUCAAAGAGCUUUCAUCUGUGAGAUGAUUAAGUUCAGACAGCUGAAAUAAGAAGCUCAUGCCUAGAGCUAGGGUAGUCUAGUCUGAAGGGAUUAUUUUCAUGGCACAGUUACUCUUGAUGUCCCUAACUGAAUUUCCUAACACCUAGCUUCCACAGCUGAUGAGUUAGUGUUUAACAGGCCUAUCUGCUUAAAGAGAUGGAAGCAGGAGGUUCUCCCUGGGCCUAAGGGGGUACACGACAUCUGUACACGCCCCGUGAACCAUGCAGUUUGAGGCGGUGGGUAUGUGCAUCUCCUCUUACCAGACUCUCCAAAGGAUUCUGGAACGCGCAAUGGUUAGGCGCCACUUGCCCUUUAAAAGGGAAGCUGACUACUGAGUCCUGAGUUUCAGUCUACAGUGAAGGAAAAAUUGCGUUCAGGUUAGAGUCGCACAGCUGAUGAAUGUAAUUGCCGUCAAGAAGUUGUACACCUGUAAAAAGAUGAAUUCGCAAAAGUUGUGAUAAUACUCUUAAAACAAUAAGAAAAGAGCUGCUGAGGCUGCUUAAGUACAACUAGUUGGUUCCCUGGUUGGGAGGUUUAGGGUCAUGUUUCGUGGGACAUCUCAGUUAACUGGCCUCAUACGUUUAGUGCUUCUGUUCUUCCCCCUAGUUUGUUGCAUAGUGCCUGGGGUCUUAGAAGCUUGCAGAUAGCCAUCCAAAGUACCGUCGGUCUCUGUUCACCUACAGCAAUAGAAGGAGAAGGUAAGUCAGGAAUAGGAAGGGGAAAUGGAAUAUGUGGCUAAUUGCCUUUAUGAAGAACUGCCCCCUUUUCCGUGAGACCAGAAGAAAUGGAUGAUGCCCAGCUACCAUUACUGAACAUUUUGAGCAAAUUCUAUAGAACAAUUCUGAUCAAGAGGGGGAAAAUGCAGAACAGAAUUUCAAGUUGUCAGGGAAUUCCAACUUUCUGGAGCAUGGAUGAACCCCUGAAACGAUUGCCCUGAGAUAAUCUUUAAACCUGAAACAUUAAACCAAAAAUAUACCCUGACGUCUUCUUAAAGCCAAACAAUGUUGUUGUUGUUAGGUGUCCUCCGGUCGGUUCUGACUCAUAGCGAACCCUGUGUACCACAGAAUGAAACACUGCCUGGUCCUGCGCCAUCCUUAAAAUCGUCGUUACGCUUGAACCCAUUGUUGGAGCCACUGUGUCAGUCAUCUCUUUGAGGGUCUUCCUCUUUUCCACUGACCCUGUACUUUACCAAGCACGAUGUCCUUCUCCAGGGACUGAUUCCUCCUGACAACAUGUCCCAAGUAUGUGAGACAUAGUCUUGCCAACCUUACUUCUAAGGAGCAUUCUGGCCUCACUUCCUCCAAGACAGAUUUGUUCGUUCUUUUGGCAGUCCAUGGUAUAUUCAAUAUUGUUUGCCACCACCACAAUUCAAAGACAUCAGUUCUUCCUUCUUCUUAUUCAUUGUCCAGCUUUCCCAUGCAUAUGAUGCAAUUGAAAAUACCAUGGCUUGUGUCAGGUGCACCUUAGUCUUCAAGGUGACACCCUUGCUU